Aspergillus sclerotioniger CBS 115572 is the source of this 387-nucleotide messenger RNA. RefSeq lists its product as uncharacterized. The transcript is spliced from 5 exons. NCBI's taxonomy places the organism in Eukaryota, Fungi, Ascomycota, Eurotiomycetes, Eurotiales, Aspergillaceae. The record is from RefSeq and is a predicted model, not a curated record. Bases 1 to 387 code for a protein of 128 amino acids. Gene Ontology annotation, cellular component: nucleus.
AUGUGUAUAACAGCUUUCCUAAAACAGCAAGACAGUCCCUAUAAUAGACAGACACCAAUCAAGAUUAUAGUACUAUUUACUAUAAAUAAAAUAUCCCUAUAUUGCGAAAGUGGACAAGUGGACAAGCGGACAAGUAGACAAGCGGACAAGUGGACAAGCGGACAAGUGGACAAGCGGACAAGUGGACAAGCGGACAAGCGGACAAGUGGACAAGCGGACAAGCGGACAAGCGGACAAGUGGACAAGCGGACAAGUGGACAAGCAGACAAGUGGACAGGUGGACAAGCAAACAAGUGGAUAAGUGGACAAGUGGACAAGUGGACAAGUGGACAAGUGGACAAGUGGGUAAGUGGACAAGUGGACAAGUGGAUAGCUGCCUCUACUUAG